GCGUCACUCAUGUCCCCAACAACAACUGCUGCCGCUGCGCAGGAGGAGGACGGGACUGCGGUCCAGGUGCACCGCUGUCAUUGAGAGACAGAGAAGUUUUAACGCUACCGAGAAGAAAAGAGAUGAACCCACAGCGGACGGAAGGCGUCCUGAUUUCGACAAGUGUUAAUCUGUUAAACGAAGCUCGCCAUCGUUUUUUAUCGGUGAUGGGAUGCCUUCAGGAGCAACCUGCCGCCAAACGUUAACCCCUCUAAGGUAUUCUUGCCAAAACAGUAUGCAACCUGAAAAAGAACAUCUUUUCAAAAUUCAGGAUGGACACUAAAGCUGUGAAAUGCCUUUUCUGAGAACUCACUAACUUUUGGAAGAUAAACUUAGAGGCAUAGUUAGAGGAUUUUAUAACACAGCUGUGGCUUUUGACGUACCAGUGCUCCAGGAAAAGUAAUGGAGACAGAAGAGAGGGAGGAUGUACCAAAAAAAAACACAGCUAAUAUAAAGGCAGAGACAGAGGAAGAUGUGACCUCUGGCCACACCUGUGGGGUGUGUGGCCGCAGCUUUCCUCUUCUCAGCUCUCUGUCGCAGCACAUGAGAAGACACACACGGGAGAAGCCGUACAAGUGUCCAUACUGUGACCACAGAACGGCUCAGAAGGGCAGUCUGAAGGCCCACAUUCGAAGCCAUAAACUGGGCCUAUUCAGCCAUAACCUCAGUGGCAAGGAGAAGGAAAGAGAUCAAGGGCAGAAAGAUAAUGCUGAGACACCUGACCCUCCUGAAAUUGUCAGCACAUCUGACAAAGCUCAUAAUGUCAACGGGAAAGUGAAGAAGAAAGGAACCAAGAAAAAAGUUAAGAGUAAAGAUGGUGUUGAGGCCGGUGAUGGGGCUGAUGAUGGGUCCUGUACCUGCAGCAUUUGUGGCCAGGUUUUCCCUCAGGUCCUACUCCUUAAAUCUCACAUGAAAAGGCACCGCAGCUCCCAGGAUCACGGUUGCCGGAUUUGCGGACGCCGUUUCCGCCAAGCAUGGUUCCUCCAAAGUCAUAUGCGCAUUCACCGGGUCAAAGCCCAGCUAAGAGGUGGCAAAAGCAAUGAGCUGCCUGCCACCAUCAAUGGAGUUCCUCAGGACCCAGCAUUGCUGACACAUGAAGAGUGCCUCUAUGAGCUCUGUGCUGGCUGUGGUAACUUCUUCUAUGACCGCAAGACCUUACGAAUACAUGAAAAGCUACAUAAACCGAACCACUGCCGCACUCUGACACAAAAACCACCACAGGAAGACAUUAAAGCCCCUGAGCUGCACAUUGCUAAGAGUUAUUUUUUGGAAAGCCUGAACCUCACAUGUGCUGGACCAAGGGAAACUCCUGAGGAAAAGAGUCUGGGCAGGCGUAUUCCAGAGCUGGAUCCACUUUGCAGUUACCAAGCGUGGCAGUUGGCCACAAGAGGACGACUAGUGGAGGCAACAGAGAAAUGUCUGGGAUGGGAGGAGAGGCUAGCAGAUGCCGAGGUGGCAUAUAACACAGAAAAGGGCGAGUAUGUACCCAUGAAGCAGGAGAAGAAGAGGAAGCAAAUCCACACCUCCAGCUCCAACAUUAAGAAGAUGAAGGGUGACACAGGCCUUGAUCACACAUCAAACACCUUGACUCACACUAAAGGUGUUGACAAAAAGAUUUCCCAGAAAGACCGUAUUUUGUUGAACGGACUUGGCCAUGCGUUUUAUGAGGCACUGCAGACUAAGAAAGUCAAAGGUGUUCACCUCACACCUAAACAGACCAACAGCACCAGGAGCCAAGACCAGGAGGAUAAAAAAACAUACUUCUGCGAGCACUGUGAUUUCCACACUGUUGACGCCUCACUACUCAGGUCUCACCUGCACAGGCAGCACCAGGACUUCCUGGGUCCCUACUGCAAACAAAGCACCAUUUUGGACAUUAACCCAAGUGGUUCCAAGGCCUCAAGAUACAUGGACUACCUCAGAAACAGGAGUGAAUUGCUCAGUCAGCCAUUCUGGAAUCCUUACACAUGUCCUUCUGACCAGGGCUCAGCAGAGUCCAACAUUAAAACAGAAAAGUCAAAUGGUACUGAGUUUAAAGGGCAGGGACAUACUACUAAUGAUGCUGAUAGUCUUCUUAAUCUGUCUUCAUUACCCAUAAGUGAAGGAGACGGCACUGUAAAUUAUACAAUAAAGACAGAGGGCCUGGUGAGACAUCAGUGCCCAUACUGCUCCCACACUACCAACUACCCAGAAGUACUGUGGAUCCACCAGCGGGUUGCACACAGGGUGGAUAACAGCAGCUCCAUGGCACCCAAGUGGGCACCCUGCACUAACAGCCCCAAGAUUUUAAAGGCAGGUGCUACCCAGUGGAGACGCACAGGGCCGCCACCAUUUCUCGAAGGCAAGGACUGCCCUGCUUUACCCGCUCCAAGAACUCAGCGCACACAGCCUCCAGCUUUGACGACCGGCAACAGCGGCAAGCACUCAGCCCCCAAGACCAAAUCAGGCGUGCCUAAGUCUAAGCAUCAGUCUAAGGACUCACGUUCUUCAGAUGGGACACAGUCUAGUGGGAGGAUGGGACUCCUACCUCAGAAGAAGUCUGUUGAACAUAACCGGGCGGAAAAGGGGGGAAGUAAAAGCUCCAGCACUCGAGCUACUUCAUCAAGCAGUACUGUGCACAGCAAGAGUGCCCCUAGUUUCCAGCCUAAAAGCAGCCCUAAACACAAAAGCCACAGAGCUGCAGUGGAAGGAAACUUCCCUCAGGAGGGUUUAGGUUUCAUGUUGGCCAGAAAUCAUGGCGGGACUUCAUCUAACGCUUCUGCAGAUAGACCCCAUCCCCGCAGGCUGUCAUGCGACUCCUCUUCAGUUCCUAAGGAUCCUGAUCUGUGGGCUGCCAUGAACAUGUGGGGCCACAAAGCAUAUUUAGAACCACUCCGUUUUGCUCAGGUAAAAAAUCAAUCAACAGGAGAAAUGCCAAUGGACAUUGAUAUUUUGAGUCUCCUGAAAAACUACAGUCCCCACGAUCUGGCUGCUCUUUACCAGCACUGGGGGUUUGUUGAUCCCAGGAUUGAUCCACAAGCAAUGUUGCAGUUAAAUGGAAAUUUUGGAAAAGAAGUCCACCCCACCUCUGAAGCUUCCAAACAAGUGAAUAGCCGCUCCACUUCCUCCUCAGGGUCUCUUCACAAAGGAACGUGAAGUGACAUUGUAUUCCUGUUGGCUUCCAGCCUGCAUGAUACUACUGAUCAAAGAGGCCUGCUGUUCUUAAAAAGGAACCAGCCAUAACUCCUAAAGGACAGAGGCACUGGAUAAUGCACAUUAUAUGCAAAGCAAUGAGGUGGACUGUUAUUUUGUAAUAUGAUUUAAUUUGAAGUGUUACGCAUGGUUUUUGUUUGUUAAGAGUGUAGAUACGUUAGUUAUCAAAACACACGUGAAGAUAUGUUCAAUAGAAAUGAGGUAAACCUGUUUGAGCUUUUUGUAAACAUAAACAAUUAGGGGGGAUGUCGGUGGAAAUGAAAUGAGAAGCUACAUUUUCUAAUUUAGGUUUCAGUUUGUUGUUUUUAUGUAAUCUACAAGCUUGUUAAAUGUCUGCUUUGGGUUUUAGGUUAGUACUGUAUUUGAUUGUCUCAACAUAGAUAUAGACAGAAUAUGCAGUGGAGCAAUUAAAUAUAAAUUGCAGCUUCUUGUCACUUUUCAGUUUUAAGCCCAUAUUCACAUAAUAAUUAAAAUCCUGAUCUUACAGUAGACAGUUGUCAUCCAUCACUAUGCUAUGACAAGUAUAGUGCCGGUAAUAUCAAAAGAGGCAAGGUCUAGCAAAAGUUAGCUUCCACCGUUUUCAAAUAAAAAUGAACAAUGAUCCCUCUGUAAGUCACUAUGGGGUGGCUUAAUUAGAGCUAAAUCAGGCUUUAGCACUAUUAGCUCAUCACCCCACACACAUUAAGAAAACAGUUGUGAGAAAAUAUUGUGAUCUAAAAGCUCUUCAGCCCACAAUCACAAGUUGUGGAUUGACUUCAACUCAAAUAACUGGCAGAAAUAUUUAAAUUACAUUUGCUACACAGAGACUUGGUAUGCUACAAAACAUAGUCAUACUUUUGACAGAAGAUGAGCAUCUCAAGGAAAUUGGAUUUUCUUCAUGUAAAUUCACUCUUGAUUAGUAUAUACUCAAAUAUACCCACAUACAUGCUGAAGGGCAUCAUCAGUUGUCUUCUGCUACAAUCUGCAGUUCUAGUGACCAAGUUAACUAACUGCUCACUUCCAGUUUACAACUUCUAUAGAUUAUACCACUACACCACUCCUUGUGUUUUUGACCAGUUUUAUAUCCAUGUCAAACAGCGGGAGCAGCACCAUGGUCUUUAUCACUCAACAUAUAUCUAUGGCAAAUCCAUAGCUACUGCCAAACCUAAGAUCCAGACUGGAUAAUCAAUUAAUGUGAGAAAACCACAGAAAUAUACCUAAACUGGUGGCCAUAGUUGUAGCCAGUCUGUCAAACGUGUGUGUACAAAUGUGCCGAUUUACAAGGAAAUGUGGUGUCCUGUUUUAUGAUUCCAAUUUUGAAAUUUAAAUGCUAUAAUUUGUCCUUUUUUCUCACAUCAGAAAUAUAAAGUAAACAUCUGCACUCAUUUCACAUUGUGCUAGUGAUGUAGCAAUUUAAUGCUGUGAUUUUUAGAUGUAGAAACUGUAGUGAUAACAAUUUCUAGUGACGUAGCCCUGACUUACAUCUGCCAGUCAAGCUACUAAAGAGAUUGCCGAAUAUUCUGUUUUUGAAAUUCACCUCGUUCUCAAAUUUGUUAUUGUGUGUUUUCUGUUUGCAGAUUUGUUUAGCAUGUCUAUAUUUUAGUUUCGAUUCAGUGUAUUCAUCUCCCAUAGAGAAGUAGUCUAUGCAUUUGAUAAAAAGCCAUCAACUUAUGGAUUCUUGGGAGAUCUUGAGAAUACAUAAUUUAUUAUUUGAGUAUUGACUUUGAUCGGUGCGGAAAACCUGUUUUUUGAUAAAUAUUGUAAAUGAUUGUUUUAUUUAAUGGUAUUUUUGUUUGAUAAGAAUUGAAUUGUAACACUCCUAAGUACUUGAUAUUUGUAGUAACAAUAGAAAAUGUAAAAAAAGAAAAAAAAGAAAAGAAAUCAGUGACACACUUGAGGUCAGCGUGCAGGGUCAGUAAGGAGUGAUGCUCCUGCAUUGAGCCUGUGAUCUAACAGCUGUCUGUAAAGAGACAGCUUAGCAGAGGAGGAGUGACAGGAAACAGUGAGACAGCGAUGUUUAUGCAAGCCUGAACUUUUAUGCAAACCUAAAGCUUACAUUUGAGCUCUCACUGGGUUCAUUUUUGUGACUAUGUAGACAAAACAUGUUUUAACAUUGU
This is a messenger RNA of Perca flavescens (yellow perch), 5327 nucleotides long. RefSeq names its product zinc finger protein 516. The transcript is spliced from 5 exons. NCBI's taxonomy places the organism in Eukaryota, Metazoa, Chordata, Actinopteri, Perciformes, Percidae. Gene Ontology annotation, biological process: regulation of DNA-templated transcription. Gene Ontology annotation, cellular component: nucleus. The coding region runs from base 442 to 3174 and encodes 910 amino acids. Gene Ontology annotation, molecular function: DNA-binding transcription factor activity, RNA polymerase II-specific; RNA polymerase II cis-regulatory region sequence-specific DNA binding. The record is from RefSeq and is a predicted model, not a curated record.